Molecule: messenger RNA, 313 nt
Organism: Racocetra persica
Lineage: Eukaryota; Fungi; Glomeromycota; Glomeromycetes; Diversisporales; Gigasporaceae
Source: the annotation of a GenBank genome assembly
AUGUUUUUACUUGGAAUCUUAUCUGCAACUGCUCGACAAGAAAUUACUACUAUAGGACAAAAACGUAAUAAACUUGCAAGUAAAUAUAUAUUUGAAGGAAUAGAAAUAUGCAAUAAUACAUUUUUGACAAUUUAUGGAAUUGGAGAAAAAUAUUGGAGAAAUAUUAGAAAUCAUUUUAUUAAACAUGAAAUUAGUCCAAGAAUCUAUAAAUUAACUAAUAAAAAUAGUAAUUUUGCUAUAUCAUUUGAAAUAAUUUUAAAUAUACUUACUUUUAUAAUUAAUUAUGCAAAUAUUUAUGGCUUACCUUCACUAG